UUUUCUUCCUCUCCAAUGGAAAACAUCCUCAACUGCAACUUGGAACUCUGUCUCUCUCCCCCUUCUUCCUCCCCUUCCACCGCCACCGCCACCGCCAAUUCAACGUCGACAUCUUGCCACAACCAUAUCGACCCUACUCGAGUCCCGAUACCUGAUCUUACAGAGCUCCAGGCAAGGGCAAUAAUCGUACGAGCGACAACACAAAUGGAGGUCGAGAGAAGAUUAACGACAUGUCAUAUCAGUUCACCGAAGCAACGGGUGUCGAUGAAGAGUGGGGCUAGCCCCUCCAUGAGAAGAUCGUUGCAAAGAUUUCUUCAAAAGAGAAAGCAUCGCAUUCAAACACUUUCACCCUACUCUCACUAGCUUUUCCAUUUUUAAUUCAUGCUUCUUCUCUUCCCUUUGUAAAUAUAAUUUUCUUAAUACAUUAUUACUUAGGUUUCUCUUUCUUGUUCUUCCAU
This is a messenger RNA of Cucurbita pepo subsp. pepo (vegetable marrow), 458 nucleotides long. RefSeq lists its product as uncharacterized. Lineage: Eukaryota; Viridiplantae; Streptophyta; Magnoliopsida; Cucurbitales; Cucurbitaceae. The record is from RefSeq and is a predicted model, not a curated record.